Messenger RNA from Durusdinium trenchii, 1371 nucleotides. The record is from the annotation of a GenBank genome assembly. NCBI's taxonomy places the organism in Eukaryota, Dinophyceae, Suessiales, Symbiodiniaceae.
AUCAGAAGUGGAGGCAAAACCAAAGCUGAUAAGUUCUUCAGAACUGAUGACGGAUCCCGAGGACAAAGACCAGGACCGAUUCGGACGCAAUCAGAAAGAGCUUCUGGAGCUUUGCAAGAGGCGCUUCUUCUACCGGCAAGCAUCGGACAUCUAUGGUGGUGUUGCAGGCUUCUAUACCUAUGGCCCACCAGGUUGCGCCGUGAAGAACAAUAUCAUCAGCCUUUGGAGACAGACCUUCGUGAUCUCCGAACAUCUCCUGGAGAUUGAGGACUCGUGAAAGUGUUAGAGCGUGUUAGGACCGACUUUGGGGAUUCAGGAUCUUAUGUGUGGAUAUGUAUUGCAGUAUGCCGCCAAUGCAAACCUGACCCAUUGCAUUCAGUUGCCCUCAAUCAAGACGGGAUCAAAGGUGUGGAAUCAGUCAAUGCAUUUUCUUGACCCUUCUGUCAGGACAGCUGCAUUAUGCAGCAUUCUGUUCUCAAAGCUUCUGGUCAUGUAGAUCGCUUCAAUGACUUUAUGGUGAAGGACGUCGAGGACGAGUCCAAGUUCUUCAGAGCCGACAAGCUCUUAGAGGAGGUCAUGGAAGCCAAGCUGCAAACACCAGGCAUCACCGAAGCACAGAGGCAUGAGUACACCACUGUGCGAAACCAGGCGGAUGCCUUCUCACAGAAAGAGAUGUGGGAGAUGUUUCAGAAAUACGCGAUCAAGUCCCCGGAGACAGGGAAUGGCUUGAGCGAGCCCUACGAGUUCAAUUUGAUGUUUCCGACCCCAAUUGGCCCAGGUGGCUAUUUGCAGGGUUACCUACGACCAGAGACAGCGCAGGGCAUUUUCUUGAAUUAUAAGUAUUGCUUGGAGCAGAACUCCAACCGCCUUCCCUUUGGUGUGGCGCAAGUGGGGCGCUCUUUCCGCAAUGAGAUUGCGCCCCGGGCUGGCCUUACAAGACAGAGAGAGUUCACCCAAGCAGAGAUCGAGUAUUUUGUGAAUCCCAAGCAGAAGGAUCAUCCAAAGUUUGGACUGGUGGAAAGUACCGUGCUGACUCUAUUCCAUGCGGAUGCACAGCUCUCUGCACAAGACCCUGUCAAGAUGACAGUUGGGGAAGCAGUGCGUUCGGGUCUCAUCAACAAUGAGACUCUGGGCUACUUCAUUGUUAAGACAUGGCAAUUCCUGGUCAGUAUCGGAUUGAAGAAGGAAUACAUUCGUUUUCGUCAGCACCUGCCGACAGAGAUGGCUCACUAUGCCUGUGACUGCUGGGAUGCAGAGAUCUUUGGGUCCUAUGGGUGGUUGGAGUGCGUCGGAAUCGCUGACCGCUCUGCGUUCGAUUUGACAGCACAUGCUAAUGCAGCAAAAUGCGACUUGCAAUACAAGGAGCAUUGG